This is a messenger RNA of Rattus rattus (black rat), 6886 nucleotides long. RefSeq names its product zinc finger MIZ-type containing 1 (gene Zmiz1). The transcript is spliced from 21 exons. Gene Ontology annotation, molecular function: zinc ion binding; SUMO ligase activity. Gene Ontology annotation, biological process: regulation of transcription by RNA polymerase II; protein sumoylation. The record is from RefSeq and is a predicted model, not a curated record. The coding region runs from base 73 to 3291 and encodes 1072 amino acids. Lineage: Eukaryota; Metazoa; Chordata; Mammalia; Rodentia; Muridae.
CGCUCUCUUUCCUCUCUCCUCAGGCUGGGCCACGUUCAUGGCUCUCGGGUAGGACCCAGCUGAACGGCCAGAAUGAAUUCUAUGGACAGGCACAUCCAGCAGACCAAUGACCGUCUGCAGUGCAUCAAGCAGCACUUACAGAACCCCGCCAACUUCCACAAUGCUGCUACAGAGCUGCUGGAUUGGUGCGGAGACCCUCGAGCCUUUCAGCGGCCCUUUGAGCAGAGCCUCAUGGGCUGCCUGACGGUUGUCAGCCGUGUGGCUGCCCAGCAAGGGUUUGACCUGGACCUGGGCUACAGACUCUUGGCCGUGUGUGCUGCAAAUCGAGACAAGUUCACCCCCAAGUCUGCUGCCCUGCUGUCCUCCUGGUGUGAAGAACUUGGCCGCCUGCUGCUGCUUCGACAUCAGAAGAGCCGCCAGAACGACCCCCCUGGGAAACUCCCCAUGCAGCCCCCCCUCAACUCCAUGAGCUCCAUGAAACCCACUCUGUCGCACAGUGAUGGGUCAUUUCCUUAUGACUCUGUCCCUUGGCAGCAGAACACCAGUCAGCCUCCUGGCUCCCUCUCCGUGGUCACCACGGUGUGGGGAGUGACCAACACAUCCCAGAGUCAGGUUCUCGGGAACCCUAUGGCCAAUGCCAGCAACCCUAUGAAUCCAGGUGGCAACCCCAUGGCAUCGGGCAUGAGCACCAGCAACCCCGGCCUCAACUCCCCACAAUUUGCAGGGCAACAGCAACAGUUCUCCACCAAAGCUGGCCCUGCACAGCCCUAUAUCCAGCCCAACAUGUACGGCCGGCCCGGCUACCCUGGUAGCGGGGGCUUCGGAGCCAGCUACCCUGGGGGUCCUAGUGCCCCUGCAGGCAUGGGCAUCCCUCCACAUACCCGGCCUCCUGCUGACUUCACCCAGCCAGCUGCUGCUGCUGCAGCAGCUGCAGUAGCAGCAGCAGCCGCCACAGCCACAGCCACGGCCACAGCUACAGUGGCAGCCUUGCAAGAGACACAGAAUAAGGAUAUAAACCAGUAUGGACCGGUGUGUUCCUCUUUCCAGAUGGGUCCCACCCAGGCGUAUAACAGCCAAUUCAUGAACCAACCCGGGCCUCGGGGGCCUGCCUCCAUGGGGGGCAGCAUGAACCCUGCCAGCAUGGCAGCUGGCAUGACACCCUCGGGCAUGAGCGGCCCUCCCAUGGGCAUGAACCAGCCCCGACCGCCUGGCAUCAGCCCCUUUGGCACACACGGGCAAAGGAUGCCCCAGCAGACCUACCCAGGCCCCCGACCCCAGUCCCUUCCUAUUCAGAGCAUAAAGAGGUCAUACCCGGGAGAGCCCAACUAUGGAAACCAGCAAUAUGGACCAAACAGCCAGUUCCCCACCCAGCCAGGCCAGUACCCCACCCCUAAUCCCCCAAGGCCACUCACAUCUCCCAACUACCCCGGACAAAGGAUGCCGAGCCAACCCAGCACCGGGCAGUACCCACCCCCCACAGUCAACAUGGGGCAGUAUUACAAGCCAGAACAGUUUAACGGACAGAACAACACCUUCUCCUCUGGAAGCAGCUACAGCAGCUACAGCCAAGGGAGCGUCAACAGGCCUCCUAGGCCAGUUCCUGUGGCAAAUUACCCCCACUCGCCCGUUCCAGGGAACCCCACACCCCCCAUGACUCCCGGGAGCAGCAUACCUCCCUAUCUGUCCCCCAGCCAAGAUGUCAAGCCACCUUUCCCACCUGAUAUCAAGCCAAAUAUGAGCGCUCUGCCACCACCCCCAGCCAACCACAAUGAUGAGCUACGGCUCACAUUCCCCGUGCGGGAUGGCGUGGUUCUGGAGCCCUUCCGCCUGGAGCACAACCUGGCUGUCAGCAACCACGUGUUCCACCUGCGGCCCACGGUUCACCAGACGCUGAUGUGGAGGUCAGACCUGGAGCUGCAGUUCAAGUGCUACCACCAUGAGGAUCGGCAGAUGAACACCAACUGGCCAGCUUCAGUGCAGGUCAGCGUCAACGCCACACCCCUCACAAUCGAGCGGGGGGACAACAAGACCUCCCACAAGCCCCUGCACCUCAAGCAUGUAUGCCAGCCUGGCCGGAACACCAUCCAGAUCACCGUCACCGCCUGCUGCUGUUCCCACCUCUUCGUGCUGCAGCUGGUACACAGGCCCUCUGUGCGCUCCGUGCUGCAGGGCCUCCUCAAGAAGCGCCUAUUGCCCGCUGAGCACUGCAUCACGAAAAUCAAGCGGAAUUUCAGCAGUGUGGCUGCCUCCUCGGGCAACACAACUCUCAACGGUGAGGAUGGCGUGGAGCAGACCGCCAUCAAGGUGUCUCUGAAGUGCCCCAUCACAUUCCGGCGCAUACAGUUGCCUGCUCGAGGCCACGACUGCAAGCAUGUGCAGUGCUUUGACCUGGAGUCAUACCUCCAACUGAAUUGUGAGCGAGGGACCUGGCGGUGUCCCGUGUGCAAUAAAACUGCUCUGCUCGAGGGUCUGGAGGUGGAUCAGUACAUGUGGGGGAUCCUGAAUGCCAUCCAACACUCCGAGUUUGAAGAGGUCACCAUCGACCCCACAUGCAGCUGGCGGCCAGUACCCAUCAAGUCAGACCUCCAUAUCAAGGAUGACCCUGAUGGCAUCCCCUCAAAGCGGUUCAAAACCAUGAGCCCCAGCCAGAUGAUCAUGCCCAACGUCAUGGAGAUGAUCGCCGCUCUGGGCCCUGGCCCAUCUCCCUACCCCCUCCCACCUCCUCCUGGGGGCACCAGCUCCAACGACUACAGCAGCCAAGGAAGCAACUACCAGGGUCAUGGCAACUUUGACUUUCCCCAUGGGAAUCCCGGAGGGACAUCCAUGAACGACUUCAUGCAUGGUCCCCCCCAGCUCUCCCACCCACCGGACAUGCCCAACAACAUGGCCGCCCUCGAGAAACCCCUCAGUCACCCCAUGCAGGAAACUAUGCCCCACGCUGGCAGUUCUGACCAGCCCCAUCCCUCCAUACAACAAGGUUUGCACGUACCACACCCCAGCAGCCAGGCAGGGCCUCCAUUACAUCACAGUGGGGCUCCUCCUCCUUCCCAGCCUCCCCGGCAGCCACCACAGGCCGCUCCCAGCAACCAUCCACACAGCGACCUGACCUUUAACCCCUCCUCAGCCUUAGAGGGUCAGGCCGGAGCACAGGGAGCAUCCGACAUGCCGGAACCUUCACUGGAUCUACUGCCGGAACUCACAAACCCCGAUGAGCUCCUCUCCUACCUGGAUCCCCCCGACCUUCCAAGCAAUAGCAACGAUGACCUCCUGUCUCUCUUUGAGAACAACUGAAGGCCACUCUCCACUGGGGCCAACCCUCCCCACUCUGCCUCCUAUCCCAUCUGUCCCACACACUCUUCCUCCCAGGAGCCCAUGCUCAGGCCUCCCACACCAGGACCUCAGGCUGAGAGCUGAGCAGAGCACACUAGGCAGGGAAAGCCAUGUGAGUCUACAGUCCUGUUUGCCUGAAUGUUCCGGGACCUGUGCCUAGAGCAAGCCUGAAGACGGCCCCUGGAAGACAAAACCCAAGCAGAGGGAAUCCAGGCCCAGCAAGAGACAUGCCAAUGGCGAGUAUAGGUCCCUCCAUGUGUGCUGACUCCAGACGACCGACCUUCCAGUGUCCCAAAGUUCUUCCAUGUUUUUAAACCUUAUCCCAGCCUCCUGGCCCAGAGCCUCCUUCAAAUGACUGGAACCUGAGAGGAACACUCCGGCCCCCAGGCCAGGAUAGUAGACAAGCCUUGGAGGAAUGGUGACAGUUUGCAGCAGCGAGGAAGGACACACACACACACACACACACACACACACACACACACACACACACACACACGCAUCACAGAAAAGCACAACCCUCUGGGAAGGAGAACAUCCCUCAGAGCCAGGGGUCGUGGCUUUGGCCUCUGACUUCUAAGCCAAGAUGCCCUGUAAACACUCUCUCAGCAGAACAAGGACAAAGUGCUACGUCUGAGAGAGCUUGCCACACCUGUGUAGGGACUGGCAGGAAACAGGUCAGGGCCUUCUCCGGAGCCAAGACAAUGCAGGGGAGGGCUGCUCAACUAAGACCAGGGCCAUGCCUUGUGGGGAGCAGAGAGCACGUGCACCAUUGUGCACCACACCAAAAUGUGUCUCCAUUAGGGGCCAGGGGACAAUGCCAGCCAGAGCCCAACAGAGGCAGCCAAAGCCUUGCAGCUUUGCCCCAAGCCACUCCCUGCUUUAAAUGACCACAGUAGGAAGCUCUGAAGUCACAGAAGGAAAGGAAUACUGCAUCUGGACAGCAAGCAAACCAUCGCCCCACCCACCCCACCCCCAUGUUCUCUUUCCUUCCUCCUGCCUAUACUUCCUUCUCCAAGACUAUUCCAUAGACCCACUUCCCUCUGGGUUCUACUUUUCCCAGACAGCUGUAGGGCACAUGGCAGGGAAGCAGCAUGGGUCCCCCCCCCCGGGGAAUCUGGACUCCACAGCAAAAGUUCAGGGCAGCCAUGUCUUUCCAAGCCUCUCAAAACUAGUCCUGCAGGUUCUCUGCUCAAGGCUGCCUGUCUCCAGCCCAGACCCUUGCUGGGUGCACCAGGAUACCUUGGCAGGCAUAUUGUGACAUUUGUGUAGCUGCCUGUCAUUCCCCAUAUUUUUCCCUCCACCCAGAGCUCGCUCCACACUCCUGCUCACCCAGCAAGUGCAGCCUCUGGUCCUCUGCUUUUUCCACUCCAUCCAGCUUAGAGUCCCCGGCUGGCUUGUCACUCACCUGCUUUGUGCCAGGCUGGUCUGUGUCCCCCUGAGCCUCAUGGCCUACGGUGAUCCCUACAGUGAUGCCAGGUUGUCCGCUCACAUGAAUCCCAUCUGUAAAUUCUUUGCUCCCUUCUCCGAUGCUGCCACCCAGGGCCCUCUCCUGCCUCCUGUCCGCUGCCAGCAUCCUCAUUCGUCAUCGGUCAUUAGCCUCCCUCUGUGCUCCCUGGCACUCUUAAUAUAGAUUGAACCAGAAAGGUGACCCCUAACUGUUGACUUUCUGCCACCCUAAAAAAAAAAAGGCACAAAGAAAGCUGCCAUCACCCCUCCCCUCUUCUUCCUUUGUCCUGUUAAGGUUUUUUCAAGCAGUGUGUUCAGUAUGCAAAUCAAUUAUUUUAAGAAUCGCUUUUGUAAAUAUCUUUGUGAAUAUUUUAGUAUUGUCUUUGAUAAUAUUCAACAUUUUCAUGACCUGGUUAUAGCCUUUGCUGGUGUUUUUAAAAUAUCUUGACUCAGUGACAAAACCGAGUCCUUUUUUAAAAAAACAACAAAAACAAACAACAAAAACACACACACACAAAAAAAACCAACCAGGGCUAUUUGUACAGAUGAGAGAGGAGCAGAAGAGUCGGCCAUGCUCAAGUUGGGAGACCAGGCAACCUACUAUUGAGAGCCACUCUCAGUCAGCUGACAGGGACAACACUACACAAGGUACCAUGUGGCUGUCCCUACCCAGUGCCUGUGUCCUGGCACAAGGCCAUGCUCUUGUCGGACUAUACGGACGGACUGUUCAGCUUCAGACUGACAAAUGCCUUUCUCACAAGUUCCUGCUUCUUGCCGUGAUACUGUGCCCCAGAACAGCCUGGGGUCCCUGCUAGUUCUUGUCAAGGCAUGCCCAGGUUUUCCACAGCUUUCCAAAGCAAAAGGCCUAGACACUCCCCGUAGCCCCAGCCUCUCUGUCACCAGUUCACACCUGAGGCUGAUUUCCUAAGACUCUCUCCUAGGCAAGUGCCCCACCAGCAAGUUCACCACACAGCCUGAAGCCCACACUCCGGGAGCAUCUCCUUCCAGAGAAAUGUCAGAGCUCACCCAGGGUUUGAGAGAGGUACAAAGACAUCUGGGGCUGGAGCCAUGCCUUGGUAGUGACAGAUGCAGGUGAAGGUGACAUCUAUUAGCAGAGGCAGGCUUAGGCUCUGGAAAGAUCCUCGGUCCUUUCUGACAACAAUUUGGAGCCAUAGUACCCUCAGAAAUGAGGUCUCAGCAAGCCACUUUACCACAAGGAGCAACCCACCCAUAGGCAUGUACCAGCCACCACUCAGCUAACCAGGCUGGGAGUCCAUGGGCAGAUGGGGAAGGCCCCGCACAGGCGAUCACCCUCAUCUUCUUGGUUUGAAGCUUUAUUCAUGUCUCAUGUAUCCUGUAGCCAUUUUAUUUUUUAAAAGAUUCCUAAUACUUUCUCCCUAACGGAAGCCCUAAACCCCAGAGAGCUACAGGUCUGCUCCCAAUGGGCCCUUGGGCCUGACCGAUCCAGAGGCAGUGUGAGCAGCGGCAGCGACUCAAGGGACGCGUGUACAUAUGUAAAUGAGAGAUAGACAUGUCAACAAGAUACAUUCAUUUCUCCCGGAAUGUGUAAUGUUUUUUUAUUUUGCGAAACAGAAACAACAAAAGGCUUGGAACUCCUUCAUCCUACGUGGAAUACUAGAUCCUGUUUGUUAGCCUUCGUGACUCCGUCCUUGUCUCCUGUAAUAUACUGACCCGUGUGCAGAGGCAUUUUCGUUCCCCUUUGUCUUUAUUUCUACCUACACGUACUAUUUACCUUCCGUGUCCUAGCCCUGCCACCUGUGUAUUUUUGGGGUGCUAUGGAAACAAUGAAGAGAAACGGGGGUUUCAGAAGAAAAUUGUAACCAAAUUCAUAUGCUUUGUAUAAGUUUUUGAUAUCAUGAUCACAGGUGAUUCACACGCAUACACAUCCACACCCACACGUGCAGCCUGAAGUGAUGUCCAUGGAACCCAUCGUCUUUGUACAGCGUAUGUACAUGGCAAUCAUUUCAUACUUUUGACUGGUCAGAAAAAAAAAACUAAUUGUGAUUUCUAGUCUUGCAAAGCUGUAUGUAGUUAGAUGAUGUGACCUCUAAUAUUUAUCUAAUAAAUAUGUAUUCAGAUGAAACCUGUA